This is a messenger RNA of Capsaspora owczarzaki ATCC 30864, 6225 nucleotides long. RefSeq lists its product as hypothetical. The transcript is spliced from 13 exons. The coding region runs from base 1 to 6225 and encodes 2074 amino acids. The record is from RefSeq and is a predicted model, not a curated record. Lineage: Eukaryota; Filasterea; Ministeriida; Capsasporidae. Gene Ontology annotation, biological process: regulation of transcription by RNA polymerase II. Gene Ontology annotation, cellular component: mediator complex. Gene Ontology annotation, molecular function: transcription coregulator activity.
AUGUCGAACGCGUCCCCAGUGUCGACGCCAGGCGGUGCUGGUGCUGGCCUCGGAUCGGCCUUUCCCACCGCUCCAACCCCAUCCGCGACUGGCUCGUCGUCCUCUGCGCCUGGGUCGAUCGGUGCUGCGGCUGCCUCGUCAUCUUCAUCAUCGUCAUCAUCAGCCACGUCAGCGGGCGCCAUUCCACCGGCGGCGUCAAUGGCAACUGCACUCGCUGCCGAGGACGCGCUGACCAAUGUGUUUCGCUUGGUCUCGAUGGAUAGGAUCUGCUGGAGGCGAUUCGAGUACAAUCCAAGCACUGCAACGCCGGCUGCAUACGAGCGAGGUGGUAACAAUGCCGGCGAACUCGAUGCAAGCGAUGAUGGGCUGUUGGAUGGAAGCCCCGAUCUGGAUCCGUUCGCCGAGUCGUUGGAGGACACCGAGUACCUGUCGAAAUCCGAGCGCGAUGCGCAACCUCAGAUUGUACGCAUGCUCAAGACUCCGCUCGUUCGUGCAUUCACGCAACUGCUCUCUCAAGGCAAGCCCGUCUGCUGGACGCAAAGUGCCACGAGAGACCAUGCGCUCGAUGCCGGGUUUCUGGAGCCGACGUUCUCAUCAGCGUCCGCGAAUCGCAACAGCAGGCCACAACAACAACAACAACAAGCAGAUCCAUUCGGCGCCCCACCGACUGCGACCUUCGCCUCCAGCUCUAUUCAGACUCUGUGGGUGUUUUCUUUCGAUGGCAACAAGCCACCCCUCGUGAGCGAUGGCGUUAGUCUUCACCGUCUUACAGAGAUUGAGUCAGGAACUCUCGCAGAUGCCGAUGACAGCCAGUCGGCUUUCGCGGGUCCGCUCUGGCGACCAUUAUGCAAAGCUGUGACGAACAUGCUGGAGCGGCAUUUUCUCGUUUCCGGCUUUGUUCGAGUGGAUGACUUGUUUGUACUGAGCGACCCGGACUUUGACAACUCGGCACCACCAUUGGCUUUCUCCAUUACCCUUCAUGCACAUGACGAUGCAGUGUUUGCACAUGCACGAUUACGGUCGUCGUCUGUCCGGCCAAUGUUGUUCCAGGACGCCGCCCACUUUUUGCCUUCGCCUUCUUCUGGCACUGCAGGGGACCACAGCGCCAGUGCAACGCCACAAUUUCGGUCUUCUGUCGCGCCACCAUCAAGGUUACAAGUUAUCCUCGCACCUCAUGGAUUUCCAGCCACCCUUCGUGGAAUCGUUUGGGAUGAUGAACCGAGUGACGACUCGCUGAAAGCUGGAGGCACGAGCCAGCACCCGCUGACAGAAUCCUGGGCUGAAGCGUUGGGAUGCCCCGAAGGCACUCUUUCGGGACGGGUGGCCACUGCAACGUGGCCUGGUGGUCGGUGGCCAACUGCUGUUCUCGUUACCCUCAGCAGUAGCCUGCUUGAAAGUCCCAUUCCGUUUGAUUCGAGUUACUCUACUCCACCAAACGAGUCGUCGAUUGACAGCAGCGCCUUGCUCCGGACGUCCGAUGCGACACUGGCGUUUGGCAAUGAAACAGAAUCACAAACCACGUUGGCAUAUCCAACGCAGCUCGUUUUCGUUGCGAGCAACGACUCGUUUGCCGAACGAUCUCGUAAACGAGGCACAAACAGCACCCGCAACUUGCUCGAACGCACCUUUGCGACCUGUUGCUUUCCUGACAGCGGCCCGUCCACAGGGUACUCGCGCCAAUAUUUAAGCUUGCUGCUUGAUCCACGAACUCCGUCCAUGCCACAGCACAUUCGCAAUGCUGCGGUCCAGCGAGUCAUUCAUACUUUUCAACAACAGCAACAACAACAGCAGCAGCAGCAGCAGCAGUUACUGCAGCAACAGCAACAGCAGCAACAGCAGCAACAGCAACAGCAGCUGCAACAACCACAGCCACCGCAGCAACAGCCGUCCUCCAAACGCAAACUCAAAGCCACAACUCCCCCUUCAGAACUUGCUGCUGAAAGCUUAUCGGCGAAACGGGCACGAAUCUCCGACGAAGAGACACCAGACUUGCCAAACCCGACCGUCGUCCUCGAGCCAAUGUCGCUCGUACUUCUCGACCAGGAGCCUGAAACCCCGUUGAUGCAAGUCGAAUCUGACGUGUUUGAGUCGGAAUUUCAAGGCACGUAUGACAAUGCGCGAGCAGGCCGAAUCCUUUCUCAAUUCCCCGACUUUAAUGAAGCUUCAGAACUGGAGCCAAUGGACGUCGCGAUUCCCGAUAUGUCCGACUUGGACGCGAGCGAGUCCCUCUUGUUGAACCCGGACGACGCCCUGGAGCACUUGUCUGAAGUGCUUAUUCCUAGGUUCCGGUAUAUGCCAAGUGCUCCCCAGUACGACAGUGUGACGCACCCGUGGCUGGACGAAGGGCUUUCGCUCCGACCAACCGCUGCGUACCAGCCUCUCAACCGCAUCUCCACCACUCCUGCGUGGUCGUCAUUCCCGGUGUGGCUUGCUGGUCAGUCUGGACGCCAUUCGACAACGUCGACAACCCGACACCAGCAGUCGGCAUUGAUGCCGGAAGCCAUUUCCGAUGACCACGACCUUGCGGUGAGUGAACCACUGUCACCAACGGACGAGGCGACUGCAAACGACCUCGUUUCGGCAAAGCUUGCAGAGGCCCGCAAAACCGUUUCGUACACGACAGAUUCGUUGAAAUCGUUUGAUUGGGCUGCUGUCUUUGAUCGCGAUCGUGAGCUCAGCGAGUUUGUGGACAGCCCGUCUCCAGACCACGAUUCUGGAAUGGCCGAUUCCUCGUCGGCCAGUCUCAGCUCCAUGCUUCACACACUCGGAUACUCUGUGCCCGCUGCACUGCGCCGGUCUGUGCUCGCAUCGCUUCCCGCCGCCUCCGCUGUCACGCGUGGCACAGGCACACUGCCGCUACCAACAGAGAAUGUGGCUCAAGAGGGUCGUCGCGAGGAUGACCUCAGGUUUCCAAAGCUCGGAUCCAAAGAUCACCCGCUGGACCUCACCGGCAACGUGGAGGAUGUGGACGAUGAGGCUUUUAUCGUCAGCCGGAAGAAUCUUCCCCUUGACAAACCUGUCAUCACACGCUCGUCGAUUUCCGCUCCUGCAACGCCGAGCCAAGCGCAAGCGCAGCGUGACUCGUCCUUGUCCUCGAGUGCGACAGCCAGCUCGACGCCGCUUCAGGACGACCCCUUGGCUGGAGCCACGGCGCGCCGCCAACGACGGCAGGCACGGCAGGCUGCGCGGUGGGCUCGCCAUCCACUGACAGACCCUCGCUCGGCUUGGCUCAGCAUGCUCUGUGGCGCGUCUGCGGACGGAUUCAGCGCCGAUGACGAGCUGCCUUCGCCGUUUCUCGAAUGCUGGGACGACUCGGUCACCGUGUUUAGGCCGCCUAGUUGGACACCUACCGGAACUCUGUCGGCCGGGGACAUUGCAGCAGCCUCUGCCGGCGGUGUACCAGCGGCUGCAGGGCCCAACGCAACCUCGACAAUGCUUGCGCGUGCUCAACGCAAUGCCGGUGCUGCCACAGCGGCAGCCGACUUGCAGCCUUUCGUCUCUACACCCUCAGCGCCCGUUGUGGCUCAGUCUCCGGCCAUCGUCAGCGCAGCUGCAUUGAGCGUCGCUGCAACGGCCUCUCCGUACCAUCACCUCGACUCUCCCCUGGCGGCGUCCGCAUUGCGGUCGGUCGGUGGCCCCUCCCGCGAGACACCAGCAGCAGUAGCAGCAGCAGCAGCAGCAGCAGCAGCAGUAGCAGUCACGAGCCAGCUCUUACCGCAGUCUCAUCCUCAGACGAGCGCGACGCAAAACAAGUCGCAGCCGUUUGCCAAUGGUGCAAUUCGGCCCAAUGCUCGAAACGAGCCGUGGUUUAUUCCGGACGCCCGUUCUCAUAGCCCCCCUUGUGCUGCGCCCAGCAGCUGCGUAGACUGCAUCCGCCAUUAUAGUCUCGAAGUCGCGGCCGGGCAUGGUUCUGCAGUCCCAGCAACGCUGCCAACCGCGGGUGUCGUCGCCGAACUGCCAAGGCACGGUGUCACGCAACUGCCCGACUGGGCUUUGCGAACCCCGCGGCUGCUGACGUCCCGGCGGCUCCUCUCAUUGCGGCACCUAUCCCGCUCUGCCGUCAACAAUGCAUCCUCGGUGACCGACUUUACCCUGACUUGCUGCACACUGCCGCCGCUGCACCCUUCCUUGUUUCGUUCGUUCACAGAGAGCAUUACCGAGCUGCUCGCCAGCGUCUGUCCAAGUGUGACGGCCCCGUUAACCUUUGGACAGCUCGUUCGUCACUGGUCUGGCGACACGUCGUCCGGGCGGCGUAUGGCAGACCGCGAGGGCUUGGCUCCUUCCUCGGCGCCUGUUCCGAUGGAAGAAGUCCUGCCGUCGUUUGAAAUCGAGGGGGACAUUGCUCCAUCCAGCCAAACACCAUCGUUCAGACCAACUGGCAGCGAUACCCGUCCUCUCUCGCUCGUGGGUCGCAGUUCGUUGGAAUGGCUUGGAAUUCCAGUCGUCGCCGCCGUUCGUGCGGGUCGCUUUAUGUCAUUCACGCCUUUCGUAGCCUCGUACUGGGGAGUGCUUGGACUCGAGCCUCUGAGCGGACCGCGGCCGAUUGCUUGCACGUACGUCCACCCCGACGUGCCCACUCUCGCCGCAAGCGUCCUGUCGUUUCAUCGCGAACUUGGUCAAGCAUUCAAGUCGAUGCGACUGGGACGAAUUGCCUUGCAUACAAUUAAUUCGCGAACUGUUCAGCCUCUGCCCAUCCCUCCAGACACACCAGCGGAGUGCCAAGAAGAGCUGACAGCACUAAUGACCUCGCUGACACGCGUCGUCGAGCGCAUCAAAAGAAUGUCACCGACCGUUCCGCCAGAGUUUUCCGCCUUGCCAGACCCUCCGCCGACGGCCUGUCAGAUUGUCCACAUCAUCAACCCGUUCACGGCCGGCCGGCACUUUGCAUUGCUGUGCCAAUGUGCAGCCAUCGCCAUGAUGGAGCUCAACGCCUUUCAGCGAGCGCGAGUCUUGUUCCAGAUUUGGCCCCUCGAGCAAUUCUUGCGCGCUUCGGGCGUGUCGGGUCUCACAUCCAGCCUGGCUACUCCCCUGGACCACGCUGUUCGCGGUGCAGACUCUACGUGGGCCGAGUCCAUUAUUCGGCUUGCUCGCGUGUACGCCUUGAGUUUGUUCCAGCGUGCCCGCUCCGUUCUCGAGUCAAGAGUCACGACCCUCGACUUUAACAGUAUUUGGCUGAGCACGCUCCAGCACCGCCCAAAGCUGGCAACCAACAUGUAUCCGCACACUGGACCCAACUUGACGAGUGUGGCCAAUCGGCUCUUGUGCCUUGUCACGGAACCUGUCUCUGAAAUCGCGGUGCCCGACACAAAAACUGCCAAGUCGCGCGCUGCGUCGGUGAACAUUGCCCGACAAGACGAUUUCGUGCUGCAUGUGGCAUACCUCCUUCUGAAUGGCGGUAAAACCGUGGCAUUCGUGCUGACCGAUCGCCGCGGUGAAACUCUGGACCAUCACGUGGUUGACUUGGAUGUGGCCGCGGCCUUCAACCGACUCUGCAGUGCCUGCGCCGGGCAGGGCAAGCAGCUCGAGAAUCUCGACUUUAACCAAACCCGUCUGAAUGCGCUGCUGGCCACAUGCCUGGUGGAAAAGCUGUGGGAAGCGAUUGUGGGCUUUGUCGCGACCACAACCGUGAGCUGGCAGGUCGUUGUCAGCAAGUUUGGUCGUAUGAGCCAAGCCGAGCGAAAUGUUCCCUUGCACGCACACGCAUGCACCGACUACACUAUCGGUAGCUGUCCAGAAGUGCUGUCACCGACUACACUAUCGGUAGCUGUCCAGAAGUGCUUUCCCGGUGUCGAACCGCCGUGGCGGGUCACUGUCGACGUGACGCAAUCAUUUUCCAUCGUGCUCGGUCACGAUCGUGGCAUGCUGCCACUGAUGUGCGCCCCGCCUCUCCCACAUCCACAUGCGCACCCGAUGGAUCCCAUGAGCGCAAACUUGAGCGUGUUGAAUAACACGGAGGUCGAGUCCACGUUCCUGGUGAUGAAGGCUCGUCUGAUUUGCGCCUUCAUGCCGCCAAACAGUGUCGAAUCGCUGUGGAGACCUCAGACACCCUCAGGGCAUCAAUUGCUGCUUCGGCACAUUCUCCAGCAAUUUGCUGCGCUCUCAUGGCUGACUGUGAGCCCCGUGGCGAGCGAACGACAGUCCAUGCUUCCACUACACUUUCGUGUUUUGGCCCAAAUUGCCCACUGUGUGAAACAAGGAAGUGCCCUUCCACAAAAGUUUGUUUGA